UGUUAAUAUGCGCGGUUCUGAAAGUGUUAGGUUUUGAAUUGUAGUUUGUUUUAUCUAAAACAAUAAGAUGCCUCGGUCCUUGAUUCCAAACACUCCGAUCGCUAUAGAUUACUGGACUAAAAAAGAUUCACAUAAGAGGAUAUUAUUUCUAUCGCACAUGCACGCAGACCAUAUACAAGGUUUGAAUUCGUCUUGGUCGGAUCAAGUUAUUUACUGCUCGAAUAUUACACGUACUCUCCUCAUCAGCCAUCAUAACAUAAAUCCAUCGCUUGUAGUUGCAUUGCCCGUCGGUGAGAGUGUGAUUCUACCUCUAGAUGCUCUAGAUCAAGAGAAAUUGACGGUGACUUUAAUCGACGCCAAUCACUGUCCAGGAGCUGUAAUGUUUCUAUUCCAGGGGUACUUCGGGAACAUCUUGUACACCGGGGAUUUUCGUUAUCACGAAAACAUGUUGGACAUGUACCCAUUUACCAACAACUUCGUUAUCAAUAAAUUAUUUUUGGAUAAUACUUAUUGCGAUCCGAGAUGCGAGUUUUUAAAUAAAUAUGAGGCGAAAGACAAAAUACUCAAAAUCAUCUAUGAGCAUUCGGAUAGAGAUGUUGUCAUAGGUUUGGAUUUUUUGGGUAAAGAAGACUUAUUGUGCGAAAUUGCGAGAGAACUAAACGUUCCUAUACAUGUCGACCAUGCUCGUUAUAAAACGAGUCAAAUACUUGGAUGCAGUGAAUACUUUACCACGGAGAGAAAAGACACGUUUAUUAGUGUGGAAAGAAGAAAAAGGUUUCUCUUACAACGAUAAAACACAAAAAUAAAUACUUUGUACCUACCAUCGGUAUCUUAAUUACUGGUUUGUACGCCGGAAU
Messenger RNA from Xenia sp. Carnegie-2017, 857 nucleotides. Its product is annotated as 5' exonuclease Apollo-like. Lineage: Eukaryota; Metazoa; Cnidaria; Anthozoa; Malacalcyonacea; Xeniidae. Gene Ontology annotation, molecular function: damaged DNA binding; 5'-3' DNA exonuclease activity. The record is from RefSeq and is a predicted model, not a curated record. The transcript has 3 exons. Gene Ontology annotation, biological process: protection from non-homologous end joining at telomere; double-strand break repair via nonhomologous end joining; interstrand cross-link repair. The coding region runs from base 68 to 793 and encodes 241 amino acids.